Messenger RNA from Seminavis robusta, 1518 nucleotides. The record is from the annotation of a GenBank genome assembly. NCBI's taxonomy places the organism in Eukaryota, Bacillariophyta, Bacillariophyceae, Naviculales, Naviculaceae.
AUGAAGAAGGCAUUUGCCAUAUUCCUUGCCUUUGCCAUUGUGGCCUCUGCAUCUGCGAGGGACAUUGUUCGAUCCAUUCAAAAGGAUCUCACCUACGAUGAAAAUGGCAAAUUGGCCAAACACCACCUUCUCUUCCCUGCGGGUAACCAUCGAUGCGAUCCUGCCAAAAUCGGACAAACAUAUGGCUUUGAGUUUCGUGCUGUUGCCGAUGAGGCCCUUGCUGCUGUGUUUCCUGGAGCCAGUGAAGGAGAUUGUGUGGCAGUUUGUCUUGAGCGAGGGACGGACAAGUCGGUUGCGCAUGCUGCCAUGCCCGAACGACACUGGCUUGGAGAGGGAGAUUUUCGUGAUUGGUUCGAGAAUACAUGCAAGAAAACGGAGGUCUGCCUCAUGAACUAUCACAGCCGGGAGACUCCCAUUAAAGUUUACUGGAUCUCACCUACUGGAGAGAAGAAAUUUCAUAUGGAACUGCAAUAUGGCGAGCGUGGCACUCGGUGCUUUUCCAGUUUCUUGGGGCAUAAAUUUGAAGUGGAAGAUGGGGUAACAGGAGAGCUGCUGCGGAAAAUUAAAGUUGAGUUUAUCAGCACUAUUGCAACUGGCGUUUCUCCUCCCAGUGGCGAUCCUGAAAUGCGUGACUUUGAGUGGGAAAUUGAAAGGACUCUGCACAACGAAUGGAGAAGGCACAAUCGGGUGACGAGGACCUUCAGCCCAUUGGGAUUCAAGAAAGGACGCCUUCCAGAGGAUUUAUUUGCCAGUAUGGGAGCAUUCUACUACAACAAUAGAAACCACAAAGUGCGGGAAGAGUGGAACGGAAAAGGUGUCUUUGUCAAUUGGUGGGAAACGGAUUGCUCCUUCAUUCAAAUUCCAUGGAACCAAAAGGGAACAUGGCAAGAGAGACUCCGACUGCUGGUAGAAGCAUGGGCUGGUGUUCCUGUGGAGCAAACAGAUAUGUAUGGUCUCCGCCAGUAUGAACAUGGUGCCCGACUGUUGACUCAUGUUGAUAGAGAAGCAACCCAUGCUGUCAGUCUAAUUGUGAAUAUUGCCCAAGGAAACAUGACUGAGCCCUGGCCUGUGGAAGUGAAUGACCAUAAUGAUCGAUUGCAUGAGGUCAUCAUGGAGCCAGGGGAUGUGGUGUACUACGAGAGUGCCAAGUGUUUGCAUGGAAGAAACCGGCCAUUGACAGGCCCAGACGCUUUCUACACCAAUCUAUUUACUCACUAUCGGCCGGUUGGUGACCCAAAAUGGUUCGAAAAACCAAACCAUGAAGGGGUGCCAGAUCCUGUGCUUGAUGUGGAAGGAGACUGCCGGCUGGAAAAAGUGAAGACCUCCGAGACAAGCUCAAAUCAACUUGGAGUUGUAGAGGCUGUCAAGUGUGAUGAUCCCCGACUUGGAUCAUAUGUGUCGCCUGCCCUAUUCAAGGCGGCAAGUGCAGAGGAUCUCAUUGAAUGGUGGCGAAUGACGUCUCCACCGGAACCGUCCCAAAGCACAGAUGCCACGGACAGUGGAAGGGACGAACUAUAG